Molecule: messenger RNA, 666 nt
Organism: Dryobates pubescens (Downy woodpecker)
Lineage: Eukaryota; Metazoa; Chordata; Aves; Piciformes; Picidae
Product: gastrula zinc finger protein XlCGF9.1
Exons: 2
Coding region: 1-666 (221 amino acids)
Source: RefSeq, a predicted model, not a curated record
AUGGUGAUGCUGAGGAGAAUGAUGACUGUGAUGAUGAUGAGUAUGAAGAGGAGGAUAAGCAUGAGGAUGAAGAGCCUCAAACGGAGCUCCGAUCUCAUCCGGCAUUGCCGCACCCACACCGGUGAGAGGCCAUACAGCUGCGCUGAGUGUGGCAAGACCUUCACUCGCAAGUGUUCCCUCACCCAGCACUGCAGUGUGCACAGCACUGAGAAGUCCUUUACCUGCAGGGACUGCGGCAAGAAAUUCAAACAUAGCUUCACCCACACCAUUCAUCGCCGCAUCUACACCAGAGAGCAUCUGUUCCCCUGUGCCGACUGCAGCAAGAACUUCACCCGGAAGGUAUACCUCACAGAGCACCGUCGUGUGCACACUGGCGAGAAGACGUUCAGCUGUGCUGAGUGCGGCAAGGCCCUCAGACAUAAGUGCACUCUCAUUGACCACCACCGCACCCACACCGGUGAGAAACCGUUCACCUGUUCUGACUGUGGGAAGAGCUUCAGCCAGAAGGGUUAUCGUUUCACUCACCGCCGCAUCCACACCGGUGAGAAAACUUUCACUUGUACUGCCUGCAGAAAGAGCUUCACCCAGAAGGGGUAUAUCAACCAGCACCGCUGCACCCACACCAGAGAGCAGCCUGCACUGGAGGGGCGGCAUAAAGCUACCUAG